UAACGAUGACUCCCGUCCUCGCUGUUUGAACAUGCUGCUUGGGUAGCGAAGCCGACCGAGAGGAGCGACUACCCCUCUUACACUCCUUCCCCUCUGGACACACACACACACACAAAGAGAGAGAGAGUCGGUCCAAUUCAAGCACAACCAUGCUGAUCAAGGAGUAUCGCAUCCCCAUGCCGAUGAGCGUGGAGGAGUACCGCAUUGCUCAGCUCUACAUGAUCCAGAAAAAGAGCCGAGAGGAGAGCUGCGGCGAGGGCAGCGGCGUGGAGAUCCUGGAGAACAAGCCUUACGAGGACGGCCCCGGAGGCUCGGGUCAGUACACGCACAAGGUCUACCACAUCGGCAAACACAUCCCGUCCUGGUUCUGUGCCAUUCUGCCUCAAGCUGCCCUACGAGUGGAGGAGGAGUCCUGGAACGCCUACCCGUAUACACGAACCCGGUAUACCUGUCCCUUUGUGGAGAAAUUCUCCAUAGACAUUGAGACGUAUUACAAACCAGACACUGGAAAUCAAGUGGAUGUCUUCAAUAUGUCCUCUGCUGAAAAGAGACAGAGGACUGUAGACCCCAUAGACAUCGUAAAGGACUACAUCCCUCCUCACGAGUACCUGGUGGAAGAAGACCCCAAGCUGUAUCAGUCGGUGAAGACCAAACGGGGUCCGCUGUCGGACGACUGGAUCGAGGAAAUCAACCAGAAUCCCGGUCAGAGCCCCGUCAUGUGUGCCUACAAGCUCUGCAAAGUGGAGUUCAGAUACUGGGGCAUGCAGUCCAAGAUCGAACGCUUCAUACACGACGUGGGCCUUCGUAAAGUGAUGGUUCGAGCCCACCGGCAGGCGUGGUGCUGGCAGGACGAGUGGUACGGUCUGACCAUCGAGGACAUCAGGCUGCUGGAGCUGGAGACCCAGCUCGCCUUAGCUAAGAAGAUGGCCCAGUACAGCCUCAGUGAAGAGGGGGGAACGGAGGCCAACGGCUCCUCCGCUAACCAGGACCAGGAGCAGGGAGCUGAGACUGUGGGAUCGGCUACAGAGGCAGAAGGAGGAGGAGGAGGAGGAGGAGGAAAGCUGGGAGAUUCACUGGAGACACGAGGGGAGCUCACCAAGCAGUGGUCGACAUCCUCCAGAUCCUCCAACAGGUCCUCUAAGAGAGGCGGGAGUCCGUCUCACCAGAACAUUUCAGAGUGGAGGAUGCAGAGCAUCGCCCGAGACUCGGAGGACAGUACUGACGAUGAGUUCUUUGACGCUUAUGAAGACUUCUCUGACAACGAGGAGAUGUUUGCCAAGGAGAUCACCAAGUGGAACUCCAAUGAUCUGAUGGACAAGAUAGAAACAAUAGAGGUGGAUGAAGCACAAGAGACGUUGUAUCAGGAGUCGGGCGGAGAGUAUGCUGUGAUGAGUAAUGAGGAGAGGCAGCAGAUGGAGGAUUGUUCGUCUCAGCAGUGUCUCCAACCGUCCAAAAUCCACGUCCUCGUUCUGGUCCUGCAUGGAGGCAACAUUCUGGACACUGGCUCUGGUGAGCAGAACAGCAAGCAGGGAGAUGGAAACACGCUGAGUGGGGCGUUUGAGACCGUGAUGAGGGUCCACUACCCCGCAGCGCUGGGCCGCAUCGCCAUCCGGAUGGUCCCCUGUCCCGCUGUGUGUGUCGACGCAUUCUCGCUGGUCUCCAAUUUGAGCCCCUACAGCUACGACGAGGGCUGCCUGUCCAGCAGUCAGGACCACAUCCCUCUGGCUGCUCUGCCCCUUUUGGCUACCUCCGCGCCACAGUACCAGGACGCCGUCGCAACCGUCAUCUUACGAGCCAAUCAAGUGUACAGCGACUUCAUCAGGUCUUUAGAGGGAGCGUCUUUUAAUGGCCAGGUGUGUGUCAUUGGGGACUGCGUUGGGGGCAUCCUGGGGUUUGAUGCUCUGUGCAGCAGCUCUGUGACGGUGUCAGAAAGCCAAAACAGCAGCAGGCGGGGGAGCACCAUCAGUGUACAGGACACGGACCUUCUCUCUCCGGGUAUUGUCAUAAACAGCGUCUCUCCUUCCUCGCCGUCCCUCGAAGGAAGCCGCCAUCUCAGCCGUAGCAACAUCGACAUCCCUCGUUGUUCAGGGCCCGACGACCCCAAGAGACAACUCCCGCGCAAGCGCAGCGACUCCUCCACGUAUGAGCUGGACACCAUCAAACAUCACCAAGCCUUCCUGUCCAGCCUUCACUCCAGCGUGCUCCACGGGGAGACUGGAUCCCGACGCUCCAGCAACAGCACCAUGCUGGAAGGAGGCUCCUUGGGAAAGUUCGACUUCGAGGUGACUGACUUCUUCCUGUUCGGCUCUCCUCUGGGGUUGGUGCUCGCGCUGAGGAAGACUGUGGUUCCCUCGUUAGAUGUGUCGGCACUGCGUCCGGCCUGUCAGCAGGUUUACAACCUGUUUCAUCCAGCCGACCCCUCGGCCUCGCGCCUCGAGCCUCUCCUGGACAAGCGGUUCCACCUGCUGCCUCCCUUCAGUGUCCCUCGUUACCAGCGCUUUCCUCUGGGUGACGGACACUCAGCUCUCUUGGUUGAGACCGUGCAGAGUAACCCUCAGCUUCUGAUUGAGUCCGGUGGUGCGCCGUCCCACCGCUCCCAGGAUAACACCGUCAAUGAGACCUCGAUCCCCGUCCCCGUCCUCAACUGGCAGUCCUCGCAACUCCACACAGACACGGAUUCUCUUCACUCACAUAUUUUUGUGGACGGCCAGUACCCGUCGUCCACAUCGCCGGGAGUCCCUCACCUUCGUUUCAACCGCAGGGCGAGCGAGGCCAGCAUCGCCAGCCAGGUGUCUGGCUUAGCCGACUCUUACACGGCCUCCAACAUCGCCACGACACACACACACGAGGUCAGCCACACUAAAAGGCCCAGGCUGCUGUCCCAGCUGGCUCUUCCCUACAAUAGAUUUGCCUCUCGGAGCCAGUCCUUGCGGUCACGCCAGAAAACCCGCCAGGUGUUCCCGAAACCCAACGGCGUGGAGUCUGAGCAGAGCUCGGACGUUAGCUCUGACAUGACCUCUGACCUCACCGAUGUCACGUCUUACGUCACAGACAUCAGCUCGGCGCCCCCGUCGCCCAGGGUGCUGAGGAACAUAGAGAAAGUUGCCUCUCGGUGGUGGGGCAGUAAGAGGAUGGACUACGCCCUGUACUGUCCCGAUGCCCUGACAGCGUUUCCCACAGUGGCUCUGCCUCAUCUCUUCCACGCCUCCUACUGGGAGUCAACAGACGUCGUCUCCUUCUUACUCAGACAGGUGAUGAGACACGAGAACUCCGGUAUUCUGGAGCUGGACGGUAAAGAAGUGUCUGAAUUCACGCCGUCCAAACCUCGUGAGAAGUGGCUCCGCAAAAGGACUCAUGUUAAAAUUAGGAACGUGACGGCUAACCACCGAGUGAAUGACGCUGUGUUCACGGAGGACGGAGCCCAGAUGGUGACCGGGCGCUUCAUGUACGGCCCUCUGGACAUGGUCACCCUCACUGGAGAGAAGAUUGACAUCCACAUCAUGACCCAGCCUCCCUCUGGAGAGUGGGUGUACUUCAACACAGAGCUCACCAACAGCAGUGGGCGUAUCUCCUAUGUACUCCCCGAGAGCAAAAAGCUCGGUAUCGGGGUGUAUCCUGUCAAAAUGGUGGUCAGGGGUGACCACACAUUUGCAGACAGCUAUCUCACUAUCGUGCCACGAGGAACAGAGUUUGUCGUGUUCAGUAUUGACGGGUCAUUUGCUGCCAGCGUGUCUAUAAUGGGCAGCGACCCGAAGGUUCGAGCUGGAGCUGUGGACGUGGUGAGGUACUGGCAGGAUUUGGGCUAUUUGAUCGUAUACGUAACGGGUCGUCCUGACAUGCAGAAGCAGCGUGUGGUGGCCUGGCUCUCCCAGCAUAACUUCCCUCACGGCAUCGUCUCCUUCUGCGACGGGCUGGUUCAUGACCCGCUCCGACACAAGGCCAACUUCCUCAAAACCCUCAUCAAUGAGGCCCACAUGAGGAUCUUUGCAGCCUAUGGUUCCACCAAGGACAUCUCUGUGUACUCGACUAUCGGCCUGCCUCCGUCCCACAUCUACAUAGUGGGAAGGCCUACGAAGAAAAUGCAGCACCAGUGUCAGUUCAUCCCGGAUGGCUACGCUUCCCACCUGUCCCAGCUGGAGUACAGCCAGAGGUCUCGUCCCGCCAAGUCUGCCAGCACCCGCAUGGUCCUCCGCAAGGGCAGCUUCGGUUUGGGAGCCGCCGGAGGAGAGUUCCUUCGCAAACGCAAUCACAUCUUUCGCACCAUCUCGUCUCAGCAGCCCGGAGGGGCGGGGUCGGCCUCUACCAACCAACCUGGGCGGACUGAGCGCACGCUGAGCCAGUGCGAGCUGGAGCGGGAUCGAGGGAUCGGGGUGGCAACCCAGAGGAGUAUGAGCAUAGCUGCGGGGUGCUGGGGCCGCAGCGGGAGCACCAAGGAGGGCAGUGGGGGGUUACUCAGCCCUAAAUAGGAUUCAAAAUGGAGCUGUGGUGUUAAAGGACCCGGCCUGAGCCACCAUGAUCCCUGGACUGGACAAAAGGUGGAAGACGAGGAAGUGAAUGGAGGGUUUGUAUUUUAGAGAUUAAGCUGAGGUGAGAUUGGUGGUUAGAGAACAGGGAAGGAGAGGUGGCGAGGGAUCUGUCCAGGAGGAGUGGACUAAUCAGGCCAAGUGGGAUCCAGCGAACAAAAGACAGUUCUGUAGCAUGACUCUUUUACAGUAAUACUUUUAUAGGAUACAUCACUAACUAUUUAAAAAAAAAAAA
Morone saxatilis (striped sea-bass) is the source of this 4758-nucleotide messenger RNA. Its product is annotated as membrane-associated phosphatidylinositol transfer protein 2-like. Gene Ontology annotation, biological process: phospholipid transport. Gene Ontology annotation, molecular function: phosphatidylinositol transfer activity; phosphatidylcholine binding; phosphatidylcholine intramembrane carrier activity. The coding region runs from base 150 to 4466 and encodes 1438 amino acids. Gene Ontology annotation, cellular component: cytoplasm. The transcript has 26 exons. Lineage: Eukaryota; Metazoa; Chordata; Actinopteri; Moronidae. The record is from RefSeq and is a predicted model, not a curated record.